AUGGACGACUUCAAUGUGAUAAAUUCGGCCGACGACGAUGAUGGAGAAUUACAAUAUCCGUAGGACGAAUCGCAGUCAUGAGAUUCACGUUCAGUUCAUUGAAGAGUCGACGACGAAAUGGGCGCUUCUGGUCUCCGAACGAUCAGUUCUGAAGACGUCGCGUCGCCGGAAGAUGAAGAAGAAGACGUGAUGUCGGCGCUGGAGAGCAGUGGAAUCGAGGCGUCGAUCCGGAAUCGGAAACGAAGAAUUGAAGCCUUGGAGAACAUCUCGGAGAACUAUGGACUUCAUCCUCUGGGUACUCGAAAUUCCUCGAGAAACUUCUGAAAGGGCCGAAAUUCAAACCGAAAAAUUAGGGAAGUUCGGGAGCGAAGAAUAAUUUCUUGUUUUAAGGUUGCUCGAGUGUUUUAUGAUGAUUAUGAUGUUUUAUGAUGUUUUAUGUUCAAAAUAUCUGAAAAAUUUUCUAUAAGUUUUUUGGAUUUUGUAAAACAAAAUUGCAAAUAUCUUCUCUGCACCAAAAACGGAAUUUUGAAGAUUGGCACAUGCGAAUGCCCGUUAUGGCCACGGAAAUCGCUACGAAAGGCUUCCAAUCUGCAGCUAAAAGACAGGUUUUCUUCAUUUAAAUGUUCAGGAACAUUUUCGGAGCUGUUGAAUGAAAAAACUCGUCAAAAUGUGAUCAUACUUCAAUAUUUUAUGAGGCCGAAACAACGGGGUUUCAGGCUUUGGAAGAAUUGCAAAGAAAACUGAACGAAGCCGUGGCGGAAGAGAAUCGACGCGGGCCUUCGAUCGCCGGGAAGGAAAACUUCGAGGACGAAGGCUUCGACGAAAAAUCCGUCUCGCAGAUCUGCGACGAAGAGUUUCGCAGAAGGUUCCACCGCAGAGAGGUUUUCCUGACCCUUGAAAAAGUUUUCAAGAAAUCGUCGCAACUUUAAGUUUCUAGCUAGGGUUCUUUUAAAAAAAAACAAAGUCUUGAAAUGAAGGUGUGUUUUUUCAGGAAGUGAUGUCAAUGCCUCCGAUUGAUGGGUCGCCGUGGAUGGGAAUUUCUGGAACAGAAUCCAGGUUCAGUUCGGAUGGGAUCCUGCGAAUAUCUCCGAGUUUCCAGACUCUACGUGCGGAUGUUCCGAGACAGGAAAGGCCAGAAGGAAAAUCUCCUGGACGCCGUGAUGCGGCAGAUGUCGCGCCAGUCUUUCGGCUACCGCGCCUUCCAGGAAAUAAUGAACGAAGCCGAGCAAAUCAAGUGCUUCUCAGAGUUCCACAGUCCCCAAGAACCGAAUGACUUUCAGGAUACGCAAAGAGGAAGCGAACAAAAAAGAAAAGGAGGCAGAGUUCGAGAAGAUUCUGGAAGCGAUCGACAACGAUGACGUCAUGGAAGUGGACGGUGAUCCGACCAAAUGUUCCGCCCUUUGGGUCAACAAAUACGCGGCCAGGAACUUCGCCGAGCUUCUCAGCGACGAUGUAUGGCGGGCUCAUGGAUCAUGAAUCAAAAAACUUUGAAAAAAGCUUUUUUCUAUCAUUUUUUGCGAUUUUUCUGUUCUUUUGACUCACUCACGAAUUUCACUUGUCUUGUUUCUUUCUUUGUAAAGUUACAAAUUAGGCUAAAAAAUUGUACUAAACUAAAGAACUACUCGGAACUGAGUAGGAGCGCUGAAUAUCAAAGAAGAAAAAGCUGAAAUUUGUUCAGGUAGUAAAUCGGAACUUGCUCAUCUGGCUGAAACUCUGGGACGAAUGUGUAUUCAAAAGGAAAAACGAGAAGAUUUUGAGCGGCGUCAACGAAAAAGAUCGCGAGAUUUUUCAAAUGGACAGUGGAAAAGUCAGAAGGCCUCAUUACAAGGUUUCUUUUUAAAUUUGGAACAUUCAAGAGUAGAACAUUUUUUUUGUAACAACUUGCUAAUUUAUAUAAUUUUCUGAAAAAAAUGAAGCUUGGGUUUAUUUGAUUGGUUGGUAAUAUCAGCAGAAUCUAGCAGAAUUUUCAAAUUUACGGCUCAAAAGGAAACCAAAAAGUCAGUUUCCAAGUGUUCCUAUCCUUAUUAGCCAAAAACCGAAAUCUCGAAAAUGAACUUUUUUUGUUCAUUUUUCUCUGAAUGUGUUCUCAAUUUUUACAUUCAUUUUUUAAGGGUAUGAUGCUAUUCUGAUUUUUUUUGCUUAUAAACUAAGAGCUUAAUGAAGUGUCUUAUAUUUUAUAAAGUGCACGAGAGUUUCCUGAAAAGGAAAGAUUUAAUAUGAAGCUUCAAAAAAGUUCAUUACGAAUCUGUAGUUUCUCUCAGAAAUUUUUUUUUACCAGGCUUAUAGAAAUUCUAGCAUAGUCCCGACCGAAGUAUUUCAACAACUGAACUCAGAUCGUUCUCCUGUCGGGUCCCGCGGGACUGGGAAAGACGACUUUGGCCGGAAUCGUCGCGCGACAAGCCGGCUACGCGACGAUGGACGUCAAUGCCAGCGACGCCCGGACGAACGCCGACCUUCAGCGAGUUCUUGAAGGCGCUGUCAAAACGACGCGAACUCUGGACGCGGUAUUUACAACUGAAAGACGUUUUCAAUGGGAUUUUUGAGGACUCGAGGCCGUCGUGUCUCAUUUUGGAUGAAAUCGAUGGAUGUGCCGUCGACACGAUCCGAAAUCUGGUCAAGGCGAUCCAGGCCUCUGGAAAAAAGGCCCUUCGACGACCGAUCAUCGGCAUUUGCAAUAACUUGUGAGUAAUGGAAAGGAAUAAAAUUCGAAUUUUUUUUAUUACGAAUUCGGAUAAGGGUUUUUUUUUGAAUUGCCAACAGAUUUUUUGCCACGAUAGCAUUUCGAUGAGUAUUUUCAAAUUUUCAACAGUGUAAAGAUUUUUCUUGAACUUGGCACAGUGUUCUCUCCUCAUACUAUACGAUAAUAAUGACCCAGCAAAAAAAAAUUUAAAUAUUUAAUUCGAAUAAUAAAAAUUUCAGUAAGAUACUUUAUCGUUUUUUUCAUUUUCUUGAGUAUAAAAAACUGAAUUCUAGAAAGAGAAAAGUUAAAAAAAAAUUUCUGAAUUAAAGAUAUGCCCCAGCCAUUCGAGAGCUGCGAGCAAUCGCGCUUUGCAUACAGCUUGGCCCAACAAAUCAGGAAAAUUUGACGCGACGACUUCAACUUGUAGGCGUUUCUUAGUGACAGAAAGUGUGUAAGAAGUGUACAGAUAUGCGAUCGCGAAGACCUUCGAUGCGAUCUCGCGACGCUGCGACGUCUCUGCGAAUUGUGUGCGUGCGACAUGCGACACGCGAUCAACUCGCUGCAGUGGGUGGCCGUCGCCGCCAGAAAACGCCGGAUUCCCAUCACUUCCAAACUCGUUCAGGAGGUACAAGAUUGCUCCGGGGCUCUCUGAGAAGCUUCAGGAUAGACCAGAGACUGAAAAAUUCUUUCACCCGCAUAGUUAACUUACAUAUAUUAUAACUUUUAAUUUUUCUUCUAUUGAUUUUUUUCGAAGCUCUAUGAAAAAAAUAUUCAAACUCGUGUUUAUAUUCUGAUCCUCAAGUUAACCGUACGAUCUGAGGUUUUAAAUAAAAAUUUGAGCUACAUUUUUUUAUACUGAAAAACUGUUUGAAAAAAAUUUCAGAAAAUUUCAAGUAUGAAAAACAGGGCGUCGAUUGUGCCUUGGAGGAAAAAAAGUUAUGUAGAACUAUUUGAAAAGAAUGACGCGCAACAGUGGUUUUAAAGGAAAUGUGGAAGUUAUAGAAUUUAUUAGUUGGUCGAAAACACUUAUUUAUAGCAGUUUUUCUUAUUUUAAACGACGGCUGGAAAAAUGAGAAGCGAAGCUAAAGUCUUUUUUUAGGUGAUUGAGCGAGAACGCAGUGGGACUUCCUCCAUCUUUGAGAACUGGCAAACAAUGUUCGACCUCAAAAGACACCUCGAUUCGUAUGUUCGAAGCUCUUUUUAGGGACACUAAUAUAUAUGUUUGAAGGAAAGGACGAGUUUUUUCGAUACACGACCGCGCGGUCCGAAUCGAAAGGCUCGCCUUGGAUUACGGAGACGACCGAUUCGUCUCCGGUCUCCACGCGAAUUACCUCGUUUCCUUGCCGGUCGCCGUCCUCCGAAAAGCCGCCGGAUGGUUUCAGUUCUACGACCUCCUCCAGAGAAUUGUCUAUAAAUCCAUCGGAUACAAAGAAAGUCGAUCGUCUUUCAGAUCCACAGCUAUCAGAACUACACACCCAUGCGAUAUUCCUUCGCCUUUUACGUCUCACUUCAUCUCCUUCUGGCCACUCAUGCAAAGUUUUUCCAAUAUCUAGAAAGAUUCUCAUCGGAAUUUUCAGAGUGAGCGUCCAAUAUCCGCAGGUCGAACAGUCCAUGUUCAGUAAAGUUGAAGUGAGUUUUAAUGGGUAAGAAAAAAGGAUGUAGAAUACAUUUCAAAGACUUAAAUUGGCCAACGAAAUAAAAGUGGGAACACGAGAUGUGUUUCCAAUAGUUGUUCCGCCUAGCUUCUUUCGAAAAUUCUGAAAAAUGAUACGUUAAAAAUACAACCUUCCACUUCGGCUACGUUCUCAAGGUCAGUUUUCUAACAACUUUUUUUUCAAAACGAUUCCUAUUUGGAAUAAACUUACAUCCAAAUAUCAGUUCACACUUCCACCUAAUUCUUUGAAAAAAUUAUUGGUCGUUUUACCUCGCAACGAAUUUUUUUACCUCUAUUCCACCAAGACUUUACUGAUCUCAAUUUUUUUGUUUUUUUACUUCAACUUUUUUCCUCAUUUUAAAUUGUAGAUCGAAGUGAACUCGUUGGGGUUCACACUGAUCUGUGAAUAAAUUAUUAUUAUUAACCUUCUCCAAAAAAGACUUUGACAUUUGAAAAUUAUCCAAAAUUAUUAAGAAUCGAAAAACAUCUGAAGCUGAGUUUCAAACACAAAAAGUUGUUCCUACGAAUAAAAUUCGAAGUAGCCGCGGGUUAUAAUAAACUUUUAUCCCAUUUCAUUGUCCGAUUGAGAGGCUCAAAACGAAUAUAUUUGUCAGAGAGUCUACGGAUACUCUGGAUACUGUCCGCAUGGGCGGCGAGACAUCCAGAAGCGUCUCGAGGAACAAACUCCUUCUGGACGUCCUUCCACUGCUUGUCAGAAUCGUUCAGCCGCCCAUCAAACCGGUGAGCUUUGGAGCCCAUUUCUAAAAGAUCAGAGUCGCUUCAGUCAAAUUUCGGUGCACAAACCUUGCUUUAUUUGAUGAGUUACUCUUCCAAAAGCUGAAAGUUUUCACUUCUUUCGUUUCUUUUUCAAGAACAAGAUCUUUCAAUAGAAAAAAGUUUUUGAGAGUACUUCGUGUUUAAAUCUAAAUAAAAGUGUCCUGAAAAAAAUUAAAGUUAUUUUUUUGAUUUCAAAUUUGUGCCAGAUGAACGAGCACCUGUACACUCAACGCGAACAGUCGCUUCUGAACUCGGCCGUCGCGGCGAUGUGCGACUACGGACUCACCUUCGUGCCGACGAUCAUCAAGGAACAAGUCAACUAUCUUUUCCAGCCGUGAGUACUGCUCCAGCGACUCCAGAAAAGAAUUGUUUCAGAGCCGUCGAUGUCCUGACCAUGUUCGAAGUGGUCGACGACAAGAAACGCGUCUACCUUGCCAAUGCUACGCGACAACUUCUUGCACAUAAAGUCAUUCAGAUUUUCAUUCUCAUGACAUUAUUUGUCUCAAAAUCUUCCAGAACCAAUUCAUAGCGAUUUUGAGACUGCUCGAAAAAAUGUUAGUUGGAUUUUUGCAAGUUACCAAAGGAAUAUUUCUUUAAAAAAGGUUCAGUGGGCUUGAGAAAAGAAAGAUUUUUUUCAAGUUAGACAUUUUAAUUACUUUCUCGGAAGUUUAGCAUCCCAGUUCCUCAAAAGGGGCUUCAAAACUUUUUUCUCAUUUUCUGAUAAUUCAUGAUACUCUUUUCCGCCUAAUAGACUCGAGACAUGAUAAUUUCAGAUAACUCUUCUUCGAGUGAACUUGUUGGAUCGCGACGCGGCGACGGUGCUGACCAACACUGCCAAGAUCAAGGAACUCGUGGCGGCGGAAAAGGAAAAGACGACGUCUUCCGAUUCGAAGUCGACGCGACGACGUCUUCGGCAGUUUGGCGACGUCCACUUCGAGUUCCUCGGCGGAGACCAGAAUGCCGUCAAGAAGAAGAUCUCCAUGAGCAACUUCUCGGCCUUGGUUUUUGGGUCGACUUGAAUCAUUCAAUAAUCCUUUCUCAAAACUAAUCAGUUUUAAAAAACCUUAUUAACAAUUUUUAGCUUGUAAAUUUUGAACAUUUUUUUCUUUAAUCGACUCACUUGGGCUUUUUAUUGCCUCUAAUGACGGUUUUGCCUCACUUAAACAUUCCUUAUUUUUUAAUGAACUUGAAAUAUUUCGUUUUUCUAUUUUUGUAAAAUUUUCUGCUUUAAUGCGACGAGUUGGAAGCGUGAAUUCUGAAGUCAGUGUUUAGGUUGAAUGAAGAUAAGCUCUAAAAUCAUCGUAACAAUUUAUCGCUUCCAUUACAAUUCUCAACUUUCAUGCCGUGUUCAAUUUGAUUCCGCGAAAUGCAAAAUGAUCUCUGACUCUCCAAAAUUUAGUGAUCUUUUCCUUUCUCUAACGGGUAUUUUGCAUUUCGCGGAAUCAAAUUGAACACGGCAUCAGGCGUCCGAGAAUGAUGAAAGUCUCACAUCAUUUUUAGAAAAAACACGCGUAAAAAGAAGAUCUUAAUCAGUUGGCAGUGAUAUAAAAGGCGACGUCGAGUCAGUUCCGCAUUUGGUCGUUGCGUGUGCUGAUUCGCGUGUGCCGCAGCGUUUUCGACGUGUUCGGGUGUUCUCCGUCCGACGUCCUUCACUGA
Molecule: messenger RNA, 6767 nt
Organism: Caenorhabditis auriculariae
Lineage: Eukaryota; Metazoa; Nematoda; Chromadorea; Rhabditida; Rhabditidae
Source: the annotation of a GenBank genome assembly